GUGCUAUUCUCCUUUGAUGUUCGUCUCGUCUCCGUUUCUAGACAAGAUGUGAUCUGCGACUCAGGCACCCGCUUCCCCAUGGUCCCACUAUUAUGUAGUGUAAUGGAAUCGCUUCCACGAACAGCGCUUUCAUUUUCAUCGUUCGUUUGGAGUACGCCAUAGCGAACCUGUUCCCCCUGAGGAUCUUACCACUACUUAUACCAAUACUGCCGUGAUCUUCGCUCCCAAGCGAACGUGGUCAAGUCAAAAUGGGGUCAGAGCAACCCAAGCAAGGUGCCUACCCCCAAGAGAACGAUGGGCCGCGAGUGCUGGGAGUUGUGCUUGGCAUCACAGUUUUCGCCGUCAUCACUAUGGCGGCGCGACUCUGGGUCAGAAUGAAGAUGAUACGCAAUGUUGGGUGGGAUGACUACUGCAUGUCUUUUGCAACAUUACUUGUCAUAAUAGGAGCUGGAAUCGUCGUCCCAGAAGUGCAUUAUGGAUGUGGUAGACACAUCGACCAAAUAUCGCCUGAGGACUUCAAAAUCGGAUUCAAGUUGAACUUCAUCUCACAGCCGAUAUAUCUGAUUGCCAUCUGCAUUGUAAAGCUAUCGGUUGGAUUCUUCUUGUUGCGCAUAGCUACCAUCCCGUUCUAUCGACACACAAUCCAGGGCAUCAUGGCUUUCAUGGCGUUCUAUACCACUGGAUGCUUUUUCACCAUCAUGUUCCAGUGUACGAAUCUCGCUGUCCAGUGGGAUCAAUCGGUGAAGGGCACUUGCUGGUCGAAACAAACCAUCCAAGCACUUGGUUACACCAACACCGCCUGCAACAUCAUCACCGAUCUCCUCUUCGCUAUCGUCAUUCCCAUUCCCAUGCUCUGGCAGGUCCAGCUAAACCGUCGGCAAAAAUCGUCCAUAGUCUGCAUUCUCGGUCUCGGCAUCUUCGCCACGGCCGCCGCCCUCGUCAAGAUCUCAUUCCUCCCAAACUACGGCAGUACAGGCGACUGGCUCUGGGACUCGCGCAACAUCACCAUCUGGACGAUCCUCGAGACCUGCGUCGGCAUUAUCGCUGGCAACCUCCCCUGCCUCAAGCCGCUCUUCCGCACAGUGCUUGGCUCUACGUAUGGUCGCGGAUCGAGGGGCAGGACGGGCGGCACAGGGAACACACCGCGCUAUCUCGGGUACGGCGGUGGGACAAACGCGGCUUCUGCGAAGGCGAAGGGCUUCUCGAGCUUAAACUCAAGCAAGGCCGACAGGCAACCACAUGACCCGUAUGAAAUGAAGACUAUGGGAGGUGAUGAGCGUGGAAGCGGGGCGAUCAGCCCGGUAAGCGUCAGGGGGGACGGCGGAAGCGACAAAAGCAGCGAGGGAAGUGUGGAGUUGCUAGAUACGCAGAACGCGGUUCUGAGGCUGGGUGGAAUAAUGAAGACCACUGAGGUCACACAGUCGCGGGAGGCGACGGGCGGUGUGCCGCCGUCGUCGAGGGCAGGAGAACUGGAGCUAAGACCAGAGAGAGGCAUUAGGGACAUGGUUUAAGUUAUUUGCUGGGGGAUCUUGUGCGUUUCCACAUGUUCGAUACCAAUAGGGCUUUAGGCGUUAUUAGGCAGCGCGCAUAGCGCCGCGGGUGUUAGUCAAGACCA
Messenger RNA from Paraphaeosphaeria sporulosa, 1615 nucleotides. RefSeq lists its product as uncharacterized. The transcript has 5 exons. The record is from RefSeq and is a predicted model, not a curated record. Lineage: Eukaryota; Fungi; Ascomycota; Dothideomycetes; Pleosporales; Didymosphaeriaceae. Bases 249 to 1511 code for a protein of 420 amino acids.